This is a messenger RNA of Austrofundulus limnaeus, 3333 nucleotides long. RefSeq names its product SET domain-containing protein 5. Lineage: Eukaryota; Metazoa; Chordata; Actinopteri; Cyprinodontiformes; Rivulidae. Gene Ontology annotation, biological process: regulation of DNA-templated transcription. Gene Ontology annotation, cellular component: Rpd3L-Expanded complex; Set3 complex. The record is from RefSeq and is a predicted model, not a curated record.
GCUGUACUGGACGUCAUGAGCAUAGUAAUCACGCUGGGAGUCACUACACCAGAAACGUCUUACACAGAUAUGGCUGCUGGAUCAGACCCUGAGUCAGUUGAAGCAAGCCCUGCAGUGAAUGAAAAAAACUACAACAACCAGAGCUGUGGCAGUGCACAGAAUCAUGGGUAUCAGGGACUACCAUAUGCUAUGCAACAGUCUUCCGUUGUGUGUUGUCAGGAUCACAACUAUGGCGCACCCCCUCCCCCAACCCCACCCGCCUCUCCACUUUCCCAGACCAUCAUUCCACGCAUGGAUCUCAAUAGCGUGGUACGCGGUUCCCGCUACCACGAAACCACAGAGGACAACUCUGCUGACAGCGACAGCUCGUCAGAGGAAGACGGAGCCGUGCCCAGCUGGUGCUGCUGCAGCCCGGCCCCCGACGGCUUGAACAGCAAGUGUCAGUGCAGAGAGCUGGACAGGAGGAAAGGAACAGAACAUAAACACAGGAAAGCUGAAAAUGUCUCAGCUGGAGAGAGCAGUGCAACAGAGAGUGGCGAUGAAGAGGUGUCACCUUCUACCAUCUCCUACACUGCCACCCAGCAUACACCCACCAGCAUAAAACUCACUGUCAACCGGGUCAAAAGCAGAAAAUCCAAAAAGAGGAAGAAGAGCAUGGAGAAGGCUCGUGGAACACCAAAGGUGAAGAAAGUGAAGGCUUUUCGUGAGGGUUCAAGAAAAUCAAUGAGGAUGAAGAACUCCACCACAGAGGCCAGUGUGCUGGAUGAGAACACAGCUGAGGGGUGGGAGAGCAGAAUUCGCCAGUGGACAGACCAGUACGAAGAGGCUCAAGCUAACCAGUACAGCGCAGAUAUCCAGACACUGCUGCAGCUACAUCGUUCUGCCUGCUCCACCGUCUCCAAAGUUGAGAGCGGCACCACAACGCCGCCUUCCUCCACACAGAUCCACGCACCAGUGGACAGCAUGGACACCAUCAACCGCACCGAGCUGGCCUGCAACAACACGGUCCUGGGAUCACAGAUGCAGCUCCAGCUGGGACGGGUAACUCGGGUGCAGAAACACAGGAAGAUCCUGCGAGCAGCCAAGAACCUGGAACCAGACACACUGAUCAUUGAAUAUCGGGGGAAAGUUAUGCUCCGACAACAGUUUGAAGUCAACGGGCACUUCUUCAAAAAACCGUAUCCGUUUGUGCUCUUCUACUCCAAGUUUAACGAUGUAGAGAUGUGUGUCGACGCCAGGACGUUUGGAAAUGAUGCCCGUUUUAUCAGAAGGUCCUGCACCCCCAACUCUGAGGUUCGACACAUGAUCGCUGAGGGGAUGAUCCACCUGUGCAUCUAUGCCAUCAGUCAGAUUACUAAAGACUCUGAAGUCACGAUUGGAUUUGACUACGAGUUCAACAACUGUAAUUAUAAAGUGGACUGUGCCUGCCAUAAGGGCAACCAGAACUGCCCUGUGCAGAAGCACAACCUGAGCCCCAGGGAGAGCUUGCUGAGCCCCCCCGUCGUGGCCCUCCCUUCCCCUCCUGUUGGCGCUGUGACCCGACGGAGGAAAGCUCAGAGGAAGGAGCUGGAGAGUUGUCUGCUCAGCAGCAGCCAUGAGCAGCAGCAGGGCAGCAGUGAUACGGAGGACAAAACACAGGAUGGGAUUAAAGUGGAAGAAGCAGAUGAAGGAGAUGUAGAAGAAAAUGGGAUCAUCUCCAGUAAAAGAUCUGUGAGCUGCCUGGACAGGAGGAGGAGAGCUGGAGGAGCUGAACUAAAGGAUGAAGGUGUGGAGGCUGAGGAAGCUGCAGGAAACCCAGCAGAGACCCCCUCUGUAACUGGAGUGGGGGUCAGCACACGGCGGACCUCCUACGUCACGGAGGCUCCACCUGUUGAAGAAAAGUUCCCACCCUCCACCCUGCCUGCCUUGGCUGCCCCUCCAAAACCUGUGAGACCUACAAAGCCCCGCUCCAAAAGUCGGAUAUCUCGCUACCGGUCCAGCUCAUCCCAGCGUGCCCGGCGGCAGCGCCAGGCUCUGGCCCAGCAGGCGGCGGCGGCGGCGGCUGCCGCAGCCAUGGCUGCAGCACAGGCAUCAGCUGAUCAGGGAGCUGCUCAGACUGACGAGGGGUCUCAGGGCCCAUAUGGUUCUGAACAUGGAGACUGCAGCCUGGGAGCGGGGUCACAUCUCCUGGACGGAGACGGUCAGGGUCCAAACAGCCUCCACAGAGGCAGCGUGCGCUUCCCCAAGACCAAGAAGUACCUGGUGACUGAGUGGCUGAACGAUAAAAACCCAGGGGGGGACAAGCUCCCCCAGGACGUUCCUGUAGAGCGCCCACUACGAAUAACUACUGACCCCACAGUGCUGGCCACCACCCUCAACAUGCUUCCAGGCCUGUCCCACACCUCGCUCAUCUGUACAGCACCCAGACACUACGUCCGCUUCGGCUCGCCCUUUAACCCAGAGAGACACAGGCCCCGCCCACUCCAGAUGGACGGCACCUACGGCUGCUACAAGAAGAGGUGGAUCAAGCAGGUGGAGGAUGAGAGCUGCUCAGCCAGUGUGGAGGACGGCACAGAGUCCACCUCGUCUCAGCAGAGCACCAGCAGCAGGUCCACACCCAACCCCCUGUGCAGUGAGGUCAAUGCUCCGUUUAAAAAGCGUCACCAUAAGUAUUUGACUGAGACCACACCGGCGCCUUCGGACCACCUGCUCCGGCCCCUGUCACCAAUCACGCCGCCGCUCCCCGAGGACUCCCUGCACCCGCUGCUUCCUCAGGGCCUCCUACUGCCCAACGGCCUGGCCUAUUCCCCGAUGCCCUCGCUGCCCCCCAGCCGCUGCAACACACCGCUUCAGUUUGAAAACAUCUCGUCCCCUGAAGCGUCUCCGGUACACCGGCAGGAGUCCAUCUCUCCAGAGGUUGACUUUGAUCCCUCGAAGCCUCAGUUCCUGGACCUGUCCCUCCCCUCCAGCAUGGAGAGUCCUGUGGCCGUUACCUCAGAUGACUUCUCUCUUCCCGGGGUGGUUUCAGGCCAGGACUCGCAGGGCCAGUCGUCUGUGGGGGGGUCGGACCUGGCCUCAGACACACAGAACAAAGAGCAGGUCUUCAGGACAGAGUUCAACCUCAUAUACACCUGCUCCCCCCUCAACGCAAACCUGGGGAAUCCUGUGGGCCCCGACCGGCGCCCCCCACAUCUGGACGGAGGCUUCUCGCCUGCAGACUCGUUCCACUGCUCCAGCCAGGGCCUGGUUGGAGACCUGGGGUCUGUGUCACCGUUUGCAGAGCCUCAUUAUGGAGCAGGCUACACAGACUGCAGCACACCCCCACACACCAGCAACCCUCCACAGAAAAAAAAG